Molecule: messenger RNA, 489 nt
Organism: Triticum aestivum (bread wheat)
Lineage: Eukaryota; Viridiplantae; Streptophyta; Magnoliopsida; Poales; Poaceae
Product: auxin-responsive protein IAA26-like
Exons: 2
Coding region: 1-477 (158 amino acids)
Biological process (GO): regulation of DNA-templated transcription
Cellular component (GO): nucleus
Source: RefSeq, a predicted model, not a curated record
AUGGAAUCGAUGAGCUCCGGCGACGGCUAUCCCCAGCUACGGACGACCGUCCGCCAGAGCUGGCUCAGUCGGCACGGCGCCGACGACCCUCGACUUGGAGCUCGCCCUCGCCCGCGACCCUCCACGGCCAUCCACCCGAGUCCAUCCAUGGAGGGAGAGGCCGUUGACGCCGAGCUGCGGCUCGGCCCUCCGGACAGCGGCGGCGCGUCGGCGGUGGCGUCGGAGAGCAAGUACGUCAAGGUGAGCGUGGAAGGAGCCCGGUACCAGCGGACGGUGGACCUGAGGGCGUACGGAGGGCACGCGGAGCUCAGGGCGGCGCUCUUGGGCCUGGCUGGCCAGAUGCUGGGCCUGGGCGUGACCUACGAGGACAAUGACGGCGACAUCUUGCUCGCCGACGACCUCCCCUGGGACAUGUUCGUCUCCGACUGCAGGAGCAUCAGGAUUAUGAGACGAUCGACGAUGAUGACAAACAGCUAGAGCUAGGGCACG